GUCGUGUCGAGGAUGCACACAAGCUUUAGAAACCUGGCCUGAUGGAAAAGAGAGAAAGGAAGCCGGGAUAUUUUGCCAGGCUGAAAAGGCGGAAACAGCUUAAGCAGAGCCAAUCAGAGAAGAGUGUGAAUGAGCAGAAUCCAGCUAAUUCGCUUCUGAAGUCGUCCAUCAUUUCCUGCUCAGACAUCCCAAAUGCCACUGACCCCAGGGACAAGACCCCAAAGGCAGACCUGCAGAGAAUAACAGAAAAGCCAACUGCAGGCUUAGACAAUGACUGCAAAAGUAACCAUCAAGUUAGGAGGGAGAAGAGGAGGCCUCCGGGGACAGUGGAGUUCACAGUUGGACCCAGUGAUACCCUGAACAGCAUUGCACUUGGAUUCAACAUCACCCCAAACAAACUGGUCCAGCUGAAUAAGCUGUUUGCUCGCAGUGUUUACCCUGGUCAGAAGCUCUUCGUCCCUGAUGUGAGUCAUUCAGAGUCGGGCUCAAAGUCCCACAGUUCCUGCGAUUAUGCCUCCAAAAAUGGCCCGUCAGAAAAGGAGUCACUUGAUGUUCUCUCGAACAGCAGAUCGGCAAAGCCCAUCCAGCGUGAGCUUUCUCCAGCCUCAGAGGAUGAUAGCCCAGCGACGGUUAAGUUCAUUAAGAUGAGCUGCAAAUACUUCACUGAUGGCAUGGGUGUGGUGGGUGGUGUGAUGAUUGUGACACCCAACAACAUCAUGUUUGACCCCCACAAGUCCGACCCCUUGGUGAUCGAGCACGGCUGUGAAGAGUACGGCCUCAUUUGCCCCAUGGAAGAGGUAGUCUCCAUUGCGCUCUAUGACGACGUAUCACGCAUGAAGCUGAAGGACGCCCUGCCAUCAGACCUACCCCAGGAUCUCUGUCCUGUGUACAGGCCCGGGGAGUGGGAGCAGCUGCCCUCAGAACAUGACCUCAACCCCUUCAGUCGCUACGAGGCGCUGGAUCCUAAACGGCCUAUUGUCCUCGAUGACAUAGACUCUGCCCUCUCAGAUACGGGGAGUGCAGGUGAGCAGACUGAGAAGUCUCCCUCUGAUGAAGGCUUCACGGAGCUGGAGCCCAGUGUCAGUGGGAGCACUGAGGAACCGGAGGGGAUGUCAUCCAAAUUGCACAGCGCCAACAGCGGGGAUCAGCAGGAGCUUUUAGGACCCAGUCACCUCAGCCAGGGAGACUCCCAGGACAAAUACCCUUCUAAUCCAGUGCAGUUGUUACAUCAAACAAAAAGGAAGCUGGAUGAGGAGGAGGAUGAGGGUGUGGCUCAGAUCAGCUCCACUGAAGAUGGAGAGUCACUACAAUCUUCAUUAGAGACUGAAAAACCAGGUGACGCACACGAUAAACCUACAAGCCUGGAGGUUAAUGAAACCAAAGAUGUGAAAUCUAAGGGGACCGAUGAGUUGGUGAACGAUAUACGCAAACUCACUGGCGACACACCAGCGGACCAAAACAGGAAGUUUAGUCUGAAAGAGCCUCCAGAGGUUGAUGGCAAAUCUAGUCUUCAGGUAUCGUGUCUUGCAGCUGAACAACAGAGUGGUCCAACCAAGGAUGACGAACUGAGUGAGGAGGAAAGGCGGAAGAAAAACUACGAGACAGAGGUUAAAUCCUGGCUGUUGCAGAGGAUGCAGGCACCCAUAGAAGACAUGCUUCUGUCUUCGGAGGAAAAAAGUAAGAAUCCUCCCAUGUUCCUGUGCUUUAAAGUAGGAAAGCCAAUGAGGAAGUCCUUUGCUGCUGGAAGGACCUCCAGCCCCGUUCACUCAUAUGGGGGCCGGGGAAAGCAGCCAGAGUACUGGUUCGCUGUGCCACAGGAAAGGGUGGAUCACCUGUAUGCAUUCUUUGUCCAGUGGUCCCCAGAAGUGUAUGGGAAGGAUGCUCGAGAGCAGGGCUUUGUGGUGGUGGAGAAAGAUGAGCUGGACAUGAUAGAUAACUUCUUCAGUGACCCUGCGUCUUGCAGCUGGGAGAUCAUCACCAUUGAUGAGGCCAAGCGUAGGCAGAGUUUUGGCAGUUAUGAGGGAGAAUUGUGUGUGGAGACACUGCCUAUACUCAGUGAUGCCAGUGAUCUGCUGCAAGACACACAGAUUGAGAAGCUGGCCUGCCGCUUGCCGGCCCGUGUGCAGGGCUACCCCUGGAAACUGGCCUACAGCACUGUGAAACAUGGGACCAGCCUGAAGACCCUGUACAGGAAGCUGGCAGAGGUGGACAGUCCUGUGCUGUUGGUCAUCAAAGACAUGGACAACCAGGUGUUUGGGGCAUUCUCCACACAUCCUUUCAGAGUGAGUGAGCACUGCUAUGGCACAGGAGAAACGUUCCUCUAUAGCUUCUGCCCUGAGAUCAAGGUGUACCGCUGGACAGGGGAGAACUCCUACUUUGUGAAGGGGAAUACAGACUCUCUGCAGAUGGGAGGAGGAGGUGGUCAGUUGGGGCUGUGGCUGGACGCUGAGCUGUACCGGGGCACCACCAACUGCUGUGCCACCUUCAACAACCAGCCCCUCUCGACCCAGCAGGACUUCAACAUCCACAGUGUGGAGGUCUGGACCUUCGAAUAGUUCCAGUGGCUCGGACUACUUCUACUUUCACUCACCUCUCCACAAAUACAACCUUCGAAUCCCCAGUCUGUAUACACUUAUAGGAAAUUACCAAAGUUACCCAGCUAUCCGCUAAAAUUUCUGUGAGACAUGACCAAGAAAGGGAACUGUAGCUUGUCUGUUCCUGUUUUUUUUCUGUCUCGACAGGCUGAACAGUUGAACUUGCCAGAUUGAAAAAGAAAAUGCAGUCCUCUGAAUUGUUCUCAUUCGGCUGGCGUCCCCAUUCAUAGCUCAUCAUCCUUGCUGUUAUUAAAGCUAGAAAUGAACUGCUUAGUUCAUGGUUCAGAGGCAGAUGUCUAGGUGAAUGUGAUUUUACAAGGGGGUAUCCCUGUAGAUGGGCUGGCAUGUUCAUCUGGUUUGUUGCCCCCUGAGAAGGAUGGAAGUAUGAGGAAAUGUGAACUGUUCUGUUUCCUCUUGCCUCAUUGCUCGCAUUAGACAUCCCAUAAUGCCUCCAGCUAUCCCAAUAUGCAGGCUGCCUUACUGCACCAUGCUUUUUGGGGAGAAGAAAGGGAAUACGAGGGCAUGAGAAGGGCUGCUUCAGAACCUGUGGCAAUGAGGGCUUAAGAACCCGGUCUGCUGACAUUACUGUCAGUUUAAAAAAAAGACCACCUUUAAAUGUCUACAAAAAAAUAAGGUGCCCAGGCUGUAGACUCGACUGUGUAUAACUGAUUGUUUAUGUAAUGUCUGUGACUGGCAGUAUACAGUAAUGUUGACUGAGGAUAAAAGGUAUAUACGAUACCAUUUUCUGAUAUACAAUGAACUUUUAUAUAAGGAAGAGGAAUUAGAGGAGGAUUUGACGUGGUUCUUUUGAAAUUUCAAUUCUCUAGCUACUUCUGCAUAUCUUCCCAGUUAAACCUCGAACUGCAGGAAACGGAAUAAUUGUUUACAGCAAGAAGCGUCGUACUUUCCCUGAGGGCAGUCUUGUGCUCGUAUUCCAACUCGUAGGUUGACAAGAUGACAAUAUAUACUAUUGCAUGUCCUCAUUACUGUAUGUGACUUUUAAUCCCAUAACCACACGCAGUUUAAAGCAACUGGUUAGCCAGGAAGGUAGAUUUCAAAGAGGUGGUUUGCAAAAUAACCAAAUAUUUUGUUUUUUGAUUUUAUCAUUUGUUCGGCGGGUUUGAUAUUUUAUAUAAGAUUUGAGAGUUUUAUUUUUACAUGAUUUGUUUUUACAAAGAAUGUUCCACUUUUUUUUUAAAAACGCUUUUAACUUUUAUUGAUGUUUUGCUGAAUGUUCUGCUCCGUGAUUUCACUAGUGAAGAGAUUGAUGCAUCCUAAAAAGCACUAGAGGAGUCUGAAGAAACUGGUUUUAAUAUUGAAUUCUUAUCUUACCCUGAGUAAUUCUUUUUUUAUCUUCAUUAGUUCCUUUUUAUUUCAGUGUGGUCAUCGAUGUCAGAAGGCUCUAACUAAUAUUAACAGGAUGUCUUUGCACUACAGCAUUUUGGUCCAUCUCAAUAAUUCUACAUAUGAGCAUGACCUCAUUUAAUUAACUCAAUGUUUCUUCAAUGUAAAAUGUUCACUGAAUGUUAUUUGAUCACUAUUGCAUAAGGGAAUCUGUGUCUUGCACAACAAGCGGUCCUCUUAUUUUAACGAAUGGAAAAAGGGAAAUUAUGUCGAGUCUCGAUGCACUCUAAUAUCAUGCCACUAAAAGUGCAGUUGCUCUACUAACAUUGAGAAAAACUAAUGUUUAUUUAUAUCCUGUGUGUAAAUCUUGGAGCUUACACACACUUGUGCAUGGAAAUGCAAAAUGGAAAAUGUUGGACACCACUGCUAUAUCUGCCAUACUGCUCACUAAUGCCAGGUAUCGCUUCGUGUGAAAAUGAGCUCUGUCUUAGCCGGUCAGUGUUUGUAACUGUGAACGCUCCUUAAGUAUUAUUUCUUGUUGGUCUGAAACUGCCCUAUUCUGUGAUAUCACUCGAAAUAUUUAUUGUGUUGUUAUUGCUACCACAUUUAAACCCAAAUAAAUAUUAAAUACAUACAUA
Molecule: messenger RNA, 4576 nt
Organism: Lampris incognitus (smalleye Pacific opah)
Lineage: Eukaryota; Metazoa; Chordata; Actinopteri; Lampriformes; Lampridae
Gene: ncoa7b
Product: nuclear receptor coactivator 7
Exons: 17
Coding region: 42-2555 (837 amino acids)
Biological process (GO): response to oxidative stress; regulation of transcription by RNA polymerase II
Cellular component (GO): nucleus
Source: RefSeq, a predicted model, not a curated record